Cryptomeria japonica (Japanese cedar) is the source of this 1229-nucleotide messenger RNA. Its product is annotated as ferredoxin-thioredoxin reductase, variable chain. Bases 410 to 871 code for a protein of 153 amino acids. The record is from RefSeq and is a predicted model, not a curated record. The transcript has a single exon. Gene Ontology annotation, biological process: photosynthesis. NCBI's taxonomy places the organism in Eukaryota, Viridiplantae, Streptophyta, Pinopsida, Cupressales, Cupressaceae.
ACUAAUGAAACUCUUAUAUCCAUUGUUUUUUAUUAUGGUUCCUAAUGUUUGGACCUUCAAGAUAGAGCUACGUGUUUGGUGGGAGAAAUCUUGCGGACCUUCCUACCUAUUGUGAGUAAAUUAGAUCCGGUCGUUUUCAUAGAUUUGGCUCUCUCAGUGUAAGAACAAAUUACAGCCUCUAAAAUUUCAUCCUCUCAAAUUUCAUCCCGCCUAAUGCCUACCACACGCAUCAUCUUCCCUUCUUUUUGUUUCAACCACCAUUACUUGAUCCAGUUUUAAAGAAUGUCAAUUCUCAUGCCUACAACUAAUCUUUCUUGUGACUCUAUCUAACAAAAACAUAGUCAGGAAAAACUACUCAGACCUACUCAUACCCAAUCUAACUCCUGUUCCUGAAAUCUGUAAUCCAAAAAUGGCACUCAUUUGUGCCCCAAAUCCAUUGAUUUUAAAAUCCAACAAGCCGCAGGUCGCCAGAUUUGGAGCACAAAUCCGCCAUGUGCCUACCUGUAUCCCCUACCCAUGUCAUCGCAGUUUGCAGAACAAAUUACCCACAGAAAGAAUUAGAAGAAAUAGAAUUGUAUGUGAAAUCGCUCUGGAGGAAACAGUGGCAUCAGUAGAAGACCUGGAACUCAAAGCUAAAGUGGGUGACAGGGUUAAAGUUAGAGGACCCUUGAAGGUAUAUCAUAUUCCUAAAACGCCAGAGUUCGAUAUUGGGGGCAUGGAGGGUGAAGUCAAAGAUUAUGUGGGUGUCUGGAAAGGUAAGCAUAUUUCUGCCAAUCUGCCUUACAAAGUACAGUUCACCAUGGAAGUAGAUGGGCGCUCUGUUAAAUUUUUCACCCAUUUGAAGGAGGACGAAUUCGAUGUGGUGACUUGAUUGAUCUUAAACUCCCUAAGAAAUAAAUACCCAUUUGUAGAAAAGGAAAAUUUCCAUGAGCUGCGCACUUGGGCUGUGCAGGGACUGGUACUCCUCCCUCGUCUCCACAGAUUGAUCUGCCCUUGUAGUUUGCAGCAAGCCCCAUAUUAUAUCUCAUCAUGUGGAAUUUGAAAGUUGGAUCAAGUUAAUUUACAGAAAAAAUGGCGUUGCCCUAAAAUGAGUGCCCAUUUGUUCUUUUCUGGAAAUCCUACAUUAUAUUAGUUGGGAUUAUUUAGUGUCAAUUUUCCAGAACUUGCCUGUAUAUUUUGGUUGUUACCCUCUUUGUCAGUACAAGUGCUUCUAUUGUGUUUCUGCUGAC